UAAAUACUGAGUAAAAUUCGCUUUAUAUCAGGGUAAACUAUUAUUUAUGAUACAGAUAAACUCCUAAAGCAGCAGAACACACUGCACAGCGCGUUAAUUACAUUUUAAUUUGUCUUUAACACUGGGCAGAUGAGCAGGAUACAGUGCAUCGGGACGUCCUCCAAAGUCCCAUCAAAGGAUGCAGAAGCUGGAAAGCCAGGAGUCCUCAGCUCCAGAGAUGCACCACUGAUUAAAUCAAUCCGGUCAAAAAAACAGCCUCAGAAACCCAACCUGAGCGCACAGACAGAGGGACAGCAGCCGUCAACCAUCAUUGAGAGAAGACCUGACGAAGGAAAUGUGGACAGGCCUCAGAAACCCAACCUGAGCGCACGGACAGAGGGACAGCAGCCGUCAACCAUCACUGAGAGGAGACCUGACGAAGGAAGUGUGGACAGGAUCACGGUGGAUCCAGAGCCGGCCUCAGAAACACAGAGUGCACAGCAGGAGAGCAGUUUUAAAAAGACAACAGCCAAGCACAGACCUUCACGGGGCGAGACGCACGCUGGUUUACAGGCUCUGUCACCAGCAGACACGAGCACGCUCAGACAAGAAAAAUCACCUAAACGCUCCGCUCCUGUUGGUACAGAAGAGAAGAAUGUAAGUGCAGAGUGUGUGCAGAAGAUACAUGAACCUGGAGUCCAAGUGCAGCAAUAUCUUGGAGCACCAGAGUGUGGAACUGGCCGAGGCACAAGUGAGGCAGAGAGCGGAGAUGAGGAUGAGGAUGAGGACACGGCUGAAUUUCAUGCUCCCAUUGAGCUGCUUGCAGAGUUCCUAAAGGCUGUGAUGGAAAUGAAGUACAAACUAGCAAAGAAACUCUGCCAAAUGAUUCUUAUUUAUGAACCAGAGAACCCUGAGGCCAAACACUUCCUUCCUCUGAUUGAAGAGAGACUACUGAUAGUUCCAGAAGAAGCACAGGAUGGCUCCAGUAGUGAAGACAACACAUCUGAUGAUGAUGAUGAUGAUGAAAGCACCAGUGGUAGUGGUGAUGAUGAUGAUGAUGAUGAUGAUGAUACAGACACUGAUUCAGAUGGAGAGAACAGCUGCUCAUCAUCAUCUGACAGAGAGGUGGAGGACAUUAGCCAGCGGUGAAGUGUGUCUCCUCAACAGCUGUCUAAACCUGUUCCAGCUGUUUUGUUUAACUGGAUUUUAAUACACUUG
Messenger RNA from Neoarius graeffei (lesser salmon catfish), 1197 nucleotides. It is a transcript of the gene erich2, whose product is annotated as glutamate-rich 2. Bases 130 to 1128 code for a protein of 332 amino acids. The record is from RefSeq and is a predicted model, not a curated record. The transcript has 12 exons. Lineage: Eukaryota; Metazoa; Chordata; Actinopteri; Siluriformes; Ariidae.